AUGGAUGUUGAGUCUGUCUGUUAUCAGAGCUGCUCUGCUAAUGGACAGUCAGCAUCCACUGACAAGUUUGUUGAAACCAAACCUGCAAAUUUAACAGUCCGACAAGGUGUGUCCGGCACUCCAGUCCAGUUGUAUUGUAACUAUUUUGAGAUCUUGGCUAUGCCCCAGUACAGCCUUCAUCAUUACCAUGUUAGUUUUGCUCCUGAAAUAGAAGGCAAAAGAAUUCGCAAGGCCCUCCUCAUGCAACAUGCCGAGAAGUACUUUGGUCACCUGCACCUGUUUGAUGGUAUGAUGUUGUUUCUACCCCAGAAAUUGCCUGAUAAACUAGAGCUGGUGUCCAAGUGUAAUGUUACUGACCAAAUUUACACCAUCACAGUAACCUGGCGUUGUAAAGUUGUACGUACUUCGCCCACCAUUAUCCAGCUGCUGAACAUUCUCUACAAACAGAUUCUUUCUUCAUUACAUUUGGUUCAAAUUGGCAGAAAUUAUUAUUCUAUUCCGGAUGAGAUACCCAGAGACAAUAAACUGGCACAAACCCACAAAUUAACUGUCUUUGAUGGCAUCCAGAGCAGCAUUUUGAAUUAUGAGAAAGGAGCAAUGUUGUGUGUUGAUAUUUCCCACAAAGUGAUGCGUACCGAUACAGUUGCUGAUCUUAUGCGCAGCUGUCGUAUGCAUGUUGGUGCAUCUGGAUGGAAGGAGACAAUUAUGAAGCGUUUGUUGGGAAAAAUUGUUCUCACUAGAUACAAUAAUCGUACGUAUCGAGUGGAUGACAUUGAUAUGGACAUGUUGCCAACCAGAACUUUCCGCAAACACAAUGAAGAUGUUUCUUUUGUAUCCUACUACAAAACGAAUUAUGGCAUCAAUAUCCGACACCUUGAUUUGCCUAUGCUUCUUAGUAAACCCAAAGCUCGUGAUAUCAGAAGAGGCCAGAAUACUCCCAUCUACUUAGUUCCUGAGUUGGUUGUUAUUACUGGUCUUGAUGAUGAUGUCAGGACAAACUAUGAAAUAAUGAAGGACCUGGCUCAGACCACUAGGCUGACCCCUGAAACAAGAGUUGAAAGACUAAAGAGGUUUAUUGGAUCUACCCGAAGAAACAAAGAAGCCAUGGACCUUGUUGAGAAAUGGAAACUUCAACUUUCUGACAAUUUGGCAGCCAUUGCUGGGCGUGUACUGGAACCAGAAAAGAUGUACAGCAGCACUAAAUCACUGUCCUACCAGUCCCGUGACCCAGAUUGGUCAAGAGAUCUGCGUGACAUGUCACAGGUUGCUACAAUGUCUGUAGACAGAUGGCUACUCAUCUAUCCAAUGAGCUGUGGACGUAUGGCUAAAGACUUAGAGUCCUGUCUUCAGCGUGUUGCCAAACCCCUAGGAAUCCGAUAUGCUGAACCCUACUGGUGUGAGAUUCAAGGUAACGAUGCUUCAGGACAGGGUUACAUAUCAGCCAUCAAAGAGAAAGUGACAGAAUCCACUCAGUUGGUUGUGGCAUUAGUGUAUGAUAACUCCAAAGGCAGAUAUGAUGCAAUCAAGAAAUUCUGCUCCAUUGACCAACCAGCAGGAAAACCAGUUCCAUCACAGGUAAUUGUACAGAAGACACUAAACAGGAAGAAUGUUUUCAUGUCAAUCGCCACCAAGAUUGCCAUCCAAAUCAACUGUAAGCUUGGAGGAGUUCCAUGGUGUGUCACAGUUCCAAUAAAACGUUUCAUGAUAGUUGGUAUUGACCAUUACCACGACUCUGCUAAAAAGGGUCAUUCAGUUGGUGGUAUUGUGGCAAGUAUGAAUAAUGAGAUGACCAAAUGGUAUUCACGUACAACCUUUCAGACCGCUCAUGAAGAACUCUCUUCAAAACUCCAUAUUGUCACACAAAGUGAGUAUUUAGAAUUAUUGCUGAAACUAAUUAACUUUCCUGUAUUUUAUUUAAGUUCACUCCCUAAUUUUUUUUGCAUUAUGGUUUCCAGUUUCAGAUUAACUGUUGUUGUGGUCAAGAAAAGAAUCAAUACUCGUCUAUUUUCCAAAGCCGGUGUCCAGUGGAUGAACCCAUUACCAGGAACAGUCGUCGAUUCUGCUAUCGUCCGCAACGAAUGGUAUGAUUUCUUCAUAGUGUCCCAAAGUGUGCGUCAGGGUACAGUAUCUCCAACACAUUAUAAUGUCAUCUACGACACAUCAGGCUUAAAACCAGAUCAUAUUCAGAAGUUGACCUACAAAAUGUGCCAUUUAUAUUAUAACUGGCCGGGAACUAUCAGAGUACCAGCACCAUGCCAGUAUGCUCACAAACUUGCCUUUUUAGUGGGGCAGAGCAUUCACAAAGAGCCAGCCAUGGUCCUCCGUGAUAAACUCUUCUACCUGUGAUGCAGAGGCCUUCAUAAAAGUCAACUAAUUUCCAUACUCAUUGAUUUUCACUGCAUAUGAAACCUUUCAGGGCAAGUUGCUUCAAGUUGAACUGUUAUCAAAGCCCAAAGACAAAGCAGUCAUUUGUGGCUAUUCCACAUUUCUGAUAUUUGACGCAGAUUCGAUAGGACCUGCAGUCAUUUAGCCGUAGAAGGGUUUUUUUUUUUUGGAUAGGCAAAAAAAAAUAUUUUCAUACUUUUUUUUUCUUGUUUUUUUUUUUAAUUAUUAAAAGCAAAAUUUUUUCAUAAAAGAAA
This is a messenger RNA of Octopus bimaculoides (California two-spot octopus), 2639 nucleotides long. RefSeq names its product piwi-like protein 1. Gene Ontology annotation, molecular function: RNA binding; protein binding. Lineage: Eukaryota; Metazoa; Mollusca; Cephalopoda; Octopoda; Octopodidae. The record is from RefSeq and is a predicted model, not a curated record.